AUGGCUGGUGGCAACGUUGUUGAGAUUAAGACCGUCGCUGAGUGGAAGGCCAACGUCGUUGAGGCCCAGGGUCCGGUUGUUGUCGACUUCCACGCUACCUGGUGUGGUCCUUGCAAGGCCAUUGCCCCUGCUAUCGAGAAGCUGAGCGAGACCCACGAGAACAUCAAGUUCUACAAGGUUGAUGUUGACGAGCUCGGUGAGGUCGCCGCUGAGAACGGUAUCUCCGCUAUGCCUACCUUCCUUUUCUUCAACGGUGGUGAGAAGAUUGAGACUCUCCUGUAA
This is a messenger RNA of Penicillium malachiteum, 282 nucleotides long. Its product is annotated as thioredoxin family protein. The transcript is spliced from 3 exons. Gene Ontology annotation, molecular function: protein-disulfide reductase activity. Lineage: Eukaryota; Fungi; Ascomycota; Eurotiomycetes; Eurotiales; Aspergillaceae. Bases 1 to 282 code for a protein of 93 amino acids. The record is from RefSeq and is a predicted model, not a curated record.